ACCCGCCAGCGGACCCGCCAGCCUGCUGGAGACUCCCGGGUCCCAGCGCGGGACUGGGUCUAGGGGUGGACAGCCCAGCAGACCUGGAGGGCGCUCAAGCGGACCCCGGGCUUUACUAUGAAGGCGCCGGGGAGCGCGUGAGGAGGAUGCAGCAGCAGGCACCGCGGCGGGAGGAGGAGUAGGCGGUGGUGCCCUCAGGAGGGAGCCGCUCACGGGCCAGAGGCUCCCGGAGGCUCCGCAGUGCCGCCGCCGUCGCCCGGGAGGCUCAGCACGGGAGCCAUGUAACCCUGCGGUGGGCUCCGGGCUGCUCCGUUUUUCGUCUGCUCCCGGGCUAGCGCGGCAGCGGGGCCACAAUGAAGAAGCAGUUCAAUCGCAUGCGCCAGCUGGCCAACCAGACGGUGGGCAGGGCAGAAAAGACUGAAGUUCUGAGUGAAGACCUUCUUCAGGUGGAGAAACGGCUGGAGCUGGUGAAGCAGGUGUCCCACAGCACACACAAGAAGCUCACUGCCUGUCUGCAGGGCCAGCAAGGUGCAGAGGCCGACAAGCGCUCAAAAAAAUUGCCUUUAACAACACUGGCUCAGUGUUUGAUGGAGGGGUCAGCUAUCCUGGGAGAUGACACACUUCUUGGGAAGAUGCUGAAACUCUGUGGAGAGGCAGAGGACAAGCUGGCACAGGAGCUGAUCCACUUUGAAUUGCAAGUGGAGAGAGAUGUGAUCGAGCCCCUAUUUUUGCUGGCUGAGGUGGAAAUCCCAAAUAUUCAAAAACAGAGGAAACAUUUAGCAAAGUUGGUGCUGGACAUGGAUUCUUCACGAACAAGGUGGCAGCAGACUUCCAAGUCUUCAGGUUUGUCCAGCAGCUUACAGCCUGCCGGUGCCAAAGCCGACGCCCUCAGGGAAGAAAUGGAGGAGGCUGCCAACCGAGUGGAGAUUUGCAGGGACCAGCUCUCAGCGGACAUGUACAGUUUUGUGGCCAAAGAAAUUGACUAUGCAAACUACUUUCAAACACUAAUAGAAGUGCAAGCUGAAUAUCACAGGAAGUCACUGACACUCUUGCAGGCGGUGCUGCCUCAGAUAAAAGCACAACAAGAGGCCUGGGUGGAGAAACCUUCCUUUGGGAAGCCCCUGGAGGAACACCUCACCAUCAGCGGCCGGGAGAUCGCCUUCCCUAUCGAGGCAUGUGUGACCAUGCUGCUGGAGUGCGGGAUGCAGGAGGAGGGACUCUUCCGAGUAGCCCCGUCCGCCUCCAAGCUGAAGAAGCUGAAAGCUGCCCUCGACUGCUGUGUGGUGGACGUGCAGGAAUACUCUGCAGACCCCCAUGCAAUUGCAGGAGCUUUGAAAUCUUACCUCCGAGAGUUACCAGAACCUCUUAUGACCUUUGAACUCUAUGACGAGUGGAUUCAGGCUUCCAACAUCCAGGAGCAAGACAAGAGGCUUCAGGCUCUGUGGAAUGCUUGUGAAAAAUUGCCCAAGGCCAAUCACAACAACAUCCGAUACUUGAUCAAAUUUUUAUCGAAGUUGUCAGAAUAUCAAGAUGUAAACAAGAUGACUCCCAGUAACAUGGCAAUUGUGUUAGGACCCAACCUCUUAUGGCCACAAGCGGAGGGGAACAUCACAGAGAUGAUGACCACCGUUUCCCUGCAGAUUGUCGGGAUCAUCGAGCCCAUCAUCCAGCACGCAGACUGGUUCUUCCCUGGGGAGAUAGAGUUCAACAUCACAGGGAACUACGGGAGUCCGGUGCACGUGAACCACAACGCCAACUACAGCUCAAUGCCCUCCCCAGAUAUGGACCCCGCUGACCGGCGCCAGCCCGAGCAGGCCCGCCGGCCCCUCAGCGUUGCCACAGAUAACAUGAUGCUGGAGUUUUACAAAAAGGAUGGCCUUAGGAAAAUCCAAAGCAUGGGCGUGAGGGUGAUGGACACAUCCUGGGUGGCUCGAAGAGGCUCCUCGGCAGGCCGGAAAGGGUCAUGCGCCCCGCCCUCCACGCAGCCCCCUGCCCCGCCAGCAGAGCUGGCCACACCUCUGCCCUCGCCCCUUCCGGAGCAGCUCCCAGAGGAACCCACAGUGCCCUCGGUUUCUCCAUCCAGCCUGGGCCUCCAGCCUGGGCCUGAACGGACCAGCACUUCCAAAGGCAAGGAACUUUCUCCAGGGUCUGGACAGAAGGGAACUCUGGGCUCCAGCCAAGGGGUACCCUGCGUGGGGACGCAACCAGGGACACAACCAGGCACCAGCCCCAGCCAGCCGCCUGCAGACCAGAGCCCUCACACUCUCCGGAAAGUUUCCAAGAAGCUGGCCCCGAUUCCACCCAAGGUUCCCUUCGGCCAGCCGGGCACUGUGAUGGAGCAGUCCCCCAGCCAGCCCUCCCCACUCAGCCUGUCUCCUACGCCACCGAGCACCCCGUCGCCCUAUGGACUGAGCUACCCUCAGGGGUACCCCUUGGCCUCAGGCCAGCUCUCCCCAGCUGCUGCAGCACCCCCUCUGGCCUCCCCUUCCAGCUUCACGAGCACUUUAACCAAAUCACGGCCCACCCCUAAGCCCCGGCAGAGGCCCACCCUGCCGCCUCCGCAGCCGCCCACGAUGAACCUCUCCGCCUCUAGUCCGCAGUCCACGGAGCACCCGGUGCUCGACGGCAUGUCCCCCGGGGAAAGCAUGUCUACAGCUGUGUGACGUGUGCCGCAGUGUUGGAUACGUGUGAGGGGAUGUUCAGGAUCUCGUUCACUUUGAUGUCCCCUCCAUCCACGUAGAGCUUGGGUCAACGCUCCGCCUGAGUCCCCUGGAGCACGCACGGCGACCCUCGGUGACUGAGAAGAGGGACUCAGAGGAGGAGUCUGAGAGCACCGCCCUUUGACACGCGUGUACACACCUGGGCCCGGACCAGCACACAGCCAGAGCGCCCCUGGGCUCGCCAAGGGUCCUCCAUCGGCUCUUUGCUGUCACUGCCAACACAAGGCUGGAGUUUUGCAGAAAACUGCCAACUCCAGCCUGUGUGGCAAAUGUCGGUGGUGCCAAUUUUGUUUGUUCCCUUUGGAUGGUGACUUUGGCCUUUUGUUUGGUCUUUGCCUUUUGACUUUGUGCCUAUUUGAUCCACUUUUGGCCUCCGUGCCCAGCAACAGCCCUCCCCACCCAAGGGCCGGCUGGUGGGAACUGUCUGCAGGGCGGGGCUGUGAGGGAGGCCGAGCUGUCCCGGGGUUAGGCCUGGGGCCACCACUGGCUCUGACGGCAAACGGCUCUGUGGCUGCAGCAGGGAGAUGGGGUAGCAGGGGCUCUUUGCUCCGGGGGACUAGAUCCGGGACCCUCGGCGCCCUGGGGCACUGACCUGCCUGCUGCCCCGGGGAGGCUGCCCAUCACUGUGGGUUCUGAAGUAAAUGGCUUAAAACAAAAUGUUUCACUUCUUAAGUUUCAUUUUUCCACACCCUGUGACUGAAAGCUCCUGUUUCUACCUUAUUGUUUUACACUUUCGAAUUUAAAAAGUGAUUUUAAGGAUGUCUAGAGGGCCUGAAUGUAGCUCCCGCACCCCUGUCAAACAUCAGAUCACGUGACAGCCCCACAAGGUGUGUAGGGUCCAGGAGCUGCCCCCUCUCUGGCGGUCACAGGUGAACAGCAAUAACUGUUACCCAGAGCAGGUGGCCGGAGGUGGCGCCGGCCCUCAGACCCCGGGCCAGCGCCGCAGCCGAGCCUGUCACGCUUGGGGUGGAGGCGGCGAGGAACGUGCGGGCCGUGCAUGCCAAGUCCGACUCUACAGUUUUAUCCUUUUAAAAUAGAUACGAUAUACCUAUACACGAUAUAUUUGUACAUAUGAAAUUUCUCUAUAUUUGUUUAAUUUGAGCCAUUCAAUCUAAACCAAUGUACAGGUGUACAAUGAGACAUUCAAACGCUUAGUUAUUUUUCCCAACCAUGUAAAGCCGCUUCUCUCUGACCGUGGGACCGGCCAACUUGGACGCUAGCAGCUUCACGCACUUCCUGGCCAGGGCGGCUCAGCACCCAGUUUGUAAUGAAGCCCGGGGGUUGAAAGUAUCUUUAAAAACAUGUACAAAUAGUUGUCAAAAGUCAUCUUAUUAAAAUAGAUUUAUUCUCCC
Messenger RNA from Phyllostomus discolor (pale spear-nosed bat), 4072 nucleotides. RefSeq names its product Rho GTPase activating protein 44 (gene ARHGAP44). The transcript is spliced from 22 exons. Bases 354 to 2663 code for a protein of 769 amino acids. Gene Ontology annotation, biological process: neurotransmitter receptor transport, endosome to postsynaptic membrane; negative regulation of Rac protein signal transduction; regulation of actin cytoskeleton organization. NCBI's taxonomy places the organism in Eukaryota, Metazoa, Chordata, Mammalia, Chiroptera, Phyllostomidae. Gene Ontology annotation, cellular component: dendritic spine; presynaptic active zone; leading edge membrane. The record is from RefSeq and is a predicted model, not a curated record. Gene Ontology annotation, molecular function: GTPase activator activity; protein binding.